This is a messenger RNA of Pseudovirgaria hyperparasitica, 576 nucleotides long. RefSeq lists its product as uncharacterized. NCBI's taxonomy places the organism in Eukaryota, Fungi, Ascomycota, Dothideomycetes, Acrospermales, Acrospermaceae. The transcript has 2 exons. Bases 1 to 576 code for a protein of 191 amino acids. The record is from RefSeq and is a predicted model, not a curated record.
AUGACUCGCAAAAAUCAAAAGGGGCGCAGAGCCCAAUCUACGCGUCCGGCUGAUCCCGACCCACACAGCCAAAGCCCACGAAGAGGUACCCAAUCAUUCCAAAACAACAGUAGAAGCAGCAGUAAGUCCCAGCUCAUCCAUCAACACAAAACAAGCCAACUCAAACCCCCCCAAGCUCGCCCACCACAAAGCAACCCUCCACAUCCACCUUCCAAACCCCCCUCCCCAUCGCGCCCUCGCCAAACAUCCCCAAUCCCCUCCCCAAAGCCCACCCAACAAGCAGCAGCACACAAGCCACCCCAACCGCACCGCAAGAAAAAGCACCGCCGCAACCGCAAGAACAAACGCCCGAAACCCACCCCCAACUACAUCCCCUACUUCACCCACCACGAGCCAUACCCGCCAGCCACGAUGCACCCGCACUGCACAUCUCCCCACAUGCGCUACCGCCCCUGCGUUGAAUGUGCCUGGCACUGGAUGUUGCAGGACUGCAUAUAUGAAGGGCAAGAGAUGGGACUAUGGGACGACACGAUAGUGCAUGGACUUGAUCGUGCUAUAUUCCGGAUGUCACGGUAG